CACUGCCGUAGUUAGAGCCAGCCAGCGUGGUCCGAGAUGGCGCUGUACAAGGGACGUGUUGCGCUGGUGACCGGCGCCGGGGCAGGCAUCGGCGCCGCCAUCACGCAAGCGCUGCUCCGGCACGGCGUCAACGUCGUGGGCGUCGCCAGGAGGCGCGCCAGGGUGCAGGCUCUGGCUUUGAAGGAUGCCCCUGGCAAACUGUACGCCCUGGAAGCGGACCUCAGCAAAGAGGAGAGCAUACUGGCCGUUUUCAAGUGGAUCAGAGAGAACCUGUCUGGAGUGGACAUCCUCGUCAACAACGUCGCCGUCUUGGUUGACGAAGACCUGACAACUGCAUCGACGGACUCAUGGAGGCGCAUGCUGGACGUGAACGUGCUGGGUCUGAGCAUCUGCACCAGGGAGGCCAUCCAGGACAUGAUCAGAAGGGGCGUCGACGACGGCUUCGUCAUCCACAUCAACGGGCUCUGGGGACACAACCCACCACCGAACAGCAAGGUGGCCAUGGCUGCGGCCACCAAGCAGGCUGUGACGGCGCUGCUGGAAGGCCUCAGGAAGGACCUCGUCGCCAGGAAGAGCCACAUCAGAGUGGGGCAAGUAUCUCCCGGAUUGGUGAAGACAGAGUUCUACAAUACAACUAAACACUUGACACCUGAAAUGUUCAAGACAGCACCUUAUCUGGAACCAGAAGAUAUAGCGAAUGCUGUCAUCUACAUGUUGUCCCAGCAUCCGAGAGUACAGGUUCAUGACAUCCUAACCCACCCGACCGGUGAUGCGUUCUAGAUGGAAUCCUUAGUGAUAAUGCACGGAUAAACGCACUGCAUCUACCCUUCACCUUGAAUUGCUGGUCAUGCAUUUGUUUGUGUUGUGCAGUUACCCGUACAUUACUCUGGUAUCUCAUAAUCAACUGAGUUGUUAAGAAGUUACAAAAUCGUCUUUAAAAAAUAAAUUAUCCAAUUAUAA
Messenger RNA from Schistocerca piceifrons (Central American locust), 960 nucleotides. Its product is annotated as dehydrogenase/reductase SDR family member 11-like. Lineage: Eukaryota; Metazoa; Arthropoda; Insecta; Orthoptera; Acrididae. Bases 37 to 780 code for a protein of 247 amino acids. The transcript has 6 exons. The record is from RefSeq and is a predicted model, not a curated record.